Messenger RNA from Ceutorhynchus assimilis (cabbage seed weevil), 3360 nucleotides. NCBI's taxonomy places the organism in Eukaryota, Metazoa, Arthropoda, Insecta, Coleoptera, Curculionidae. The record is from the annotation of a GenBank genome assembly.
CCGAAACUAAGGCUCCUGUUCUCAAAGAACCGCAGCAGCAGCAUCUUUUCAGGACGCAGCUUUCGCACCCCAUUUUUCACUGAAAAAAAUCAUGACUUUAUUAUAUAGUAAGUCACGUUUUUUUUUUUCAAAAUAAAGAAAAACACUUUUCCAACAAAAAAAAGUUGGACAAAACUAUCGACGCAAAAAUCGCGAAUGUAUAGAAGGAUCCUUGAAGGCGAAUAAAUUCGAAUCCCGGCGCCAUACGCUACAGGAUCGUUUGAUGUCGGUUUACUCCGUAUCGGUUUGGUUCCUUGUUGACCAUCGAUGGUUGACCAUGACGGGUGACGUCAGGUCUUGGUUGGUGAAAUGACCAUGGAUGGGUAUGGGAGGUCAAGUGUGGGAGAAAUUAUAUUUAUUAUAUAUGGACUUGAUAAUUUUGGUAAUUGGAUUGAAAUUUCUGAAAACUAUGGAGAAUCUUUUAUCUCUAAUUGUAUCUUGUAACAUUAGAGAGGAAUUUAUUGAAAUUGUCAGGGAAGCUUGUUUCAUUUUGAGUUAUAGUUUCAGAGAUAAAAUCCUGGUAAGGAAAAAGAAGGAAAUUUUAUCAUUCUUCUUUGAGGGUGGUUCGAAGAAUAAAUGGGUAAUCAUCAGAGAUUUUGAUGUGUAGGAGUGAUUAAAGAAAUCCGACAACAAAGAGUAAAAGGGUCAAACAUGCCCUAAUUCAAUUGAAUCUACGUAUUCUACCAUUUUUUCUUUCUAUGUUUCAGUUUUUCCAUCUCAAUUUUUGCUGAUUCCAGCUUCUUGAAUUAGUCGAUAUAAAGAAAAUUUCAAGCACCUGGGAUGGAGAAAACAUGAAUGUCCUUUCAUUUACCAUUUUUCUACACUUCUUUUCUCAGUUUUUCCGUCUCAAUUUUUGUCUAUUUGCGGCUCUUGAAUGUUCGUUUUAUAUAUUCUAAAUUUCUCUGAAAAGAAAAAAUUGAAUGGAAUUGAAACAAAAUACUUUGCGUUUAUCAACAUGGGAAAAUUUAUGCACACUUUCCAUUAAAAUAAAAAGCAAUUUUCUUGUAUUUUUCAAGCCAAUAAAAUAAUGCUGGUAAAGUUGCCUAACUAUCAAAGUCUAUAUACACACUUUCCGGAUCUAUUUUUAAAACCGAAACACUGUCCUAUAUUACAUUUCAGUCUAUUCCUAUAAGCUUCCAGCAAAUAGUGCAAAAUGGCUUCAAAAACAUACAAAAUCCUCCAUAACGAUGUCUUAGGCAACUACAUGGUGGCAAAUGAAGACUUAAAACAAGGCAAACUAAUAUUCAAAGAGGCCCCGGUUCUAGUCGGACCCCAUCUCAACGGACCGGCCAGAUGUUUCAAAUGCCUCAAAACCAUCAAUUUGCUUAUGUGCUCUUUUUGCGAUUCCUGCAAUACUGCGCUGAUGUGCGCCGAUUAUUGUCAAGGAACUCAUCAUACGGAAGAAGAAUGUCUCACUUUGAAAACUCAAAAAGUCAAGGGCCAAAUUUUAGCGGAAAACCCUUCGGUGAUUUUUCCUUUACGCGUCUUGCUUUUGAGUAUUUAUAAUCCAAAAGCGUUUGAGGAAGUUCUAAAAUUGGAGCCUCAUUUGGAAAAAAGGCGCGAUACUGCCAUAUGGAGACGGCACAGGAUUUCUGUAGAGGAAAUCCUCAAGGAAACCAAUUUACUAAGAAAGGAGGAUAUUGAAGAGGAACUAGUGCAAAAAGUUUGCGGUAUUUUAGAUGUUAAUGCUUUUGAGGUCAGACCUCCAUUGGAUUUAAGCAUAACAAAUCCGGAAAAGCAAUGCCUAAGAGGUCUUUAUCCUGUAGCUUCAAUAAUGGCUCACGAUUGCAGUGCCAAUACUCACAUUGCUGUAGAUGAUAAUUUUUUGAUGAGCGUUUACGCUAGUGUGGAUAUUAAGGAAAAUGAAACAAUAUUCAAUAAUUAUGCUAGUGUGUUACAGGGCAAUCAAGAUAGACAAGACACUCUUCUUGAAGGCAAAUAUUUCAGUUGUGCCUGUAAAAGGUGUAAAGACCCUUCAGAAUUGGGCACAGAAAUUAGUUCUUUGAUUUGCCACAAGUGCAGAAAAGGCCUAUUGAGAUUCACGGAAAUGGAAAAGAGCUUUAAAAUUUGGCAAUGCUACCAGUGCAAAUUGUGCUUUAAAGAUUUUUUAAUCAACUUGGCUAUAGAUGAAGGGAGAAGGCGGAUUAAUGAUUUGGAUUUGACUGAUAUUCAAGCAAUGGAGAAGUUGUACAAAAACUUACUUUUAACUUUCCAUCCUAAUCACUAUUUGCUGCUAGAGCUGAAGCAAAAUAUGGUAGGGCUGUACUCAAAAUUACCUCCAACCAAAAAUAAUUUGAACAGAAAAAUUGAUCUUUGUGGCAGACUAAUGUCGGUAUUUUCCAAAUUAGAACCAGGAAUAUCAAGAGCCAAAGCAUUAACAAUGUACGAACUCCAAUCAGCAAUAGUAGAAAUCUCAAACAAACAAUACAGGGAAAAGGAAAUCAAUCAGGAACGUUUAAUUUUGGAACUGCAAACUGCAGAAAGAAUCCUAAAAGACUCUGUUAAAUAUUUAUUGUAUGAACCACCUAAAAGUCCUGAAGGAAGGAUGGCUCAAUUGGCAUUAAACGAGCUCAAAUUACUCAGAAAUUCGAUAAAAAAUAUCCAGCAAAACAUCUUAGUGGGAAACAAUGAAGUGAAUGACAAAAAGGCUGAGAUUACAAAGAGGCUUAAGGAUAAAUUAGAACGAAAUAAGAAAAAGGAAAAGGAAAAUGUCGAAGAAAAACCUAUUAGUCGUAGGAAGCAAAAGAACAAAAAGAAAUAAUCAAGUUUAUUUGAUAAAUUAUUAUGAUCACAAUAAAUUAUUAUUGUCCAUUUGAAAUUUUUGCUUUCUUAGGCAAAGGUUCUUCAACCAUUUGAGGAAUCUUAUGCUCCAAACCCAUAUUAGUUUCCACAGGCAACCCUGCACAAGCUCUUAGAAUAUUUUCCAAGCAACUUCUUUGCCUAAACAAAGCAUUAACUACCGGAGUACCUUUCGGUACCAAUGGAGCUUUACACAAAUAUCCCAGCACUGAUAGUACCGGAUGUAGAUGUGUAUACUCUUGAGAAAACUCCUUUUUAACUUGAAUCCUCGAAAACAAUUCAGCCAAAAUAACUAAAUCUAAAAUGAGCGGCGCGGCUAGUAGAGAAUCUUCGCAGGUAUUGUGAAUCACCAAAGUAUUGUGACCGCCCAUCAUGAUUUCAGAGGUGUAUUCGUCCAUGGCUCUUUUGGAAUCGCCCACGUAUGGUACGUAUUUGAUUACGACUACGUGAUCUGGUUUUUCGCCAGGUUGGUAGAGGAUUCUGUUUGAUUGGACCACGUCAUCUACAACGUCACUUUUGGAU